This is a messenger RNA of Galleria mellonella (greater wax moth), 3933 nucleotides long. RefSeq names its product acyl-CoA synthetase short-chain family member 3, mitochondrial. Lineage: Eukaryota; Metazoa; Arthropoda; Insecta; Lepidoptera; Pyralidae. The transcript is spliced from 12 exons. The coding region runs from base 239 to 2284 and encodes 681 amino acids. The record is from RefSeq and is a predicted model, not a curated record.
AUUGUAAUGCCGUGAUGUACUUGUAACUCGAAUUAACUCGAACUAAGGCGACUCUAUAGUAUCUGAACUUCCAUGACCGUGGCAACACAAUAAAGAACAUUGCAUUUAAAUAUUCAUCCUGAAUAACAAAAUUUAAUAAAUUCAUAUUUUUAUGCAUUAACAAUAUUAUAUUUUGCAAUAAUUUUAUAUCUGUGAAAUUUGAAUAUUAUAUUUCGAAAUAAAUUAAUUUCCGGUAAAAAUGCACCAAGAAAACGAAUUGGGUUCGAGUAGUGAGAUGAACAAAUUCGAGUCUUCUGUGCGUGAAUUAAGGAAGAAAACUUUUGUGUCCGUGGCCGACAUUGCUAGCUAUGGAGAGAGCGAAGUGACAGAAGAGUAUAAAAAAGCUUACAAGCGAUCCCUCGACGACCCUGAAGGUUUUUGGGGGGAGGUGGGACAAGAAUUAGAAUGGACGAAGCCCUGGGAUCGCGUCUUGGACAAUAAAAAUCCUCCUUUCACAAAAUGGUGGGUAGGAGGCGAGAUGUCAGUGUGCCAUAAUGCAGUAGACCGUCACGUGACGAGUGGUCGCGGUGACAAUGUAGCGCUGGUACACGAUUCCCCUCUCACUGACACUGUGAAGAAGAUCACGUAUACAGAACUCCAGGAUCAGGUAUCUCGCAUAGCUGGCAAAUUGGCGUCUCUCGGAGUUACUCGAGGUUCUCGGGUACUUAUCUACAUGCCUUUAAUACCAGAAGCCAUUAUUGCAAUGCUGGCUACUAAUAGGUUAGGCGCCAUACACUCCGUUGUCUUUGGAGGUUUCGCUGCACGGGAAUUAAUGACAAGAAUCGAACAUGCUGAACCCACAGUAAUAAUCGCUGCAAGCUGCGGUGUUGAGCCAAAUAAAAUUGUUAGGUAUAAAGAUAUUUUAGACGAAGCUCUAUGCCAGAGCUCCCACCAACCGCGAUGCUGUAUUAUUUAUCAACGUAGGCGUGUACUUGAGUGUACAUUAGAACCGGGAAGAGACAUCUCCUGGCAGGAAGCGCUAGAAAAUGAGCCAGUACCCUGCAUUUCCAUUGAAGCUAAUGAACCGCUGUACAUUUUGUAUACAUCUGGUACAACAGCUGACCCAAAAGGUAUCCAACGACCAUGUGGUCAUGCCGCUGUACUUUGCUGGACAAUGCAUGCGAUAUAUGGAUUAAAUCGUGGUGUUUGGUGGGCAGCGUCUGAUCUAGGAUGGGUUGUUGGCCAUUCGUAUAUAUGCUAUGGACCCUUAUUGGCCGGUCUUACUUCUGUGUUAUACGAAGGCAAGCCCGAUAGAACUCCGGACCCUGGGCAGUAUUUCAGGAUUAUCGAGCAACAUCGAGUGAAUGCCUUAUUUACAAUACCGACAGCAUUUCGUGUACUGAAACGAGUGGAUCCAGCUGCUAAGUUUGCCAGAAGAUAUUGUGGAAAAUCACUGAAGAGUGUGUUUGUUGCUGGUGAACAUUGUGACCAAGAUACUCGGCAAUGGGCUGAAAAAGUAUUUGGAGUUCCGAUACUAAAUCACUGGUGGCAGACUGAGACAGGUUCAGCUAUCACUGCUGCAUGUACUGGUUAUGGAGUAAAAGCCGUACCACCACAUUCAGCGGGUUAUCCUGUCCCAGGAUACGAUAUUCGCACACUGAGGGAAGAUGGAGUAGAGUGUGAAGUUGGUGAAGUUGGGAGAUUAGCUGCGAAAUUACCAUUGCCACCAGGAUUUGCUUCCACAUUAUGGCAAGCUGAUGAACGAUUCAAAAAAACAUAUUUUGAGGCUUAUCCGGGCUAUUAUGAUACCCAAGAUGCAGGUUGGGUAAGUGCUGAUGGAGCAGUGUGGGUUGUAGCCCGAGCGGAUGAUGUAAUUAAUGUAGCUGGCCAUCGGCUCUCUACUGCUGCUCUUGAAGAUGUGGUAUUAAAACAUGCGAGGGUAGCUGAUGCUGUGGUUGUUGGAGCCCCAGAUGUUACUAAGGGAGACGUACCCUUAUGUCUUUAUGUUAUGAGACCUCCACAAGAUGAUGAAGAAAUAGUAGCAGAAAGCACCGUAACUCAAGAAUUAAUCGCAUUAGUGCGCCAUCUAAUCGGUCCCAUUGCGGCCUUUAGAAAAGCAGUUGCCGUACCUGCAUUACCUCGCACAAGAUCUGGGAAAGCUCUAAGAGGAGCUAUUGCCAAGUUAGCCAGAUCGCAAUUAGUAAAAUUACCAGCUACCAUUGAAGAUCCCAGUGUAUUUGGGGAAAUAAAAAUUGCAUUGCAAAAAUUUGGUUAUGCUAUUGAUGCACCAGAUCCGGAGUUUUAAAUAUUAUUUUAAAUAUUAAAGCAGAUGUUUUAAUAAGAAUCAGACUAGUUAUGUACUAAUUUAUUAUUAUUAUUAUUAUGUAAGUAGAUACUUACUCAUACCUACCUUGUCUAGCUUUUAUCUUUUAAAUAAACUGUAAAAUAAAAAUAAAACAACUUAUAAAUAUUUAUACCUAUAUAUGUGUGUAUGUAUUAAAAGAUCUAUAAAUAUAUAAAACAUGUUUAACUAGUAGUUUUACAAUAUAAUUGUAUCAUCAAACUACUUAUAAUAGAUCUAAAAAUAAUACCGAUACUGCUAUAAAAAUCUAUCCAUGUUGGCUAGACAAGAAUGUAUGGUUAUAAUAAUAUUUUAUUUGUCUAUUCUCUAUAUUAAAAAAAAUCAUAAAAUAAUAUAAUUAAAUGAAAAUAAUGAUGAAGGUUGUGGUCUUUUUGCCAGAACCUACGAUUACUCUAGUUUCUCAUGUGAUAGUUUAAGACUAACCAAUUGGUGUGAUUAUAUGAUUAUAUGGUAAUAGUGACCUACUUACUAUUUUAGUUUCUUCUUUAGUGUCAGCUAAGUGAGUUUCUUCAUUCUUUAGGAAUAAUUGAAAUGUUUUCCUUAUUUAAUUAUUUGUUAUUUUUUUUUUAAAUAUAUACAUCAAUUUGGUACACUUAUAUGUAAAAACGCUAUUAAAGCUAACGUUUUUUAAAUACUUAUAUGUUAGUCAAUUAACGGGUGUUUAAUCAUGUUCAUUGUAAUAAGAGUAUAAAUAAAGGUAUUUAUAAGCAUUAGGUCAAUUUGCAGUUAACUUUAUACACUUAUAUAAUUUAUUAUCUGUUUUUUACAAUUUAUAAAUAGCUUUUUUUACAAUGUUAAAUUAGCCUUUGCUGAAUAGGUGGGUAGUCAUUAAUACUCUUUUACAGUUUGUGAUAUAAUGUCGGUAGUCACAAGCAGUAAUAUAGAGUGAGCGGUAUUUAAAUUUUUAUAUUAUAUAAUAAACACAAUUGAGAGGCAUAGUAAUCAAUAUAUAUAAAACAAGCCAAUGAAUCAGAUCAGAACUUAAGCACUUAUGUUAGCCAGUUAUUCUUUAAGACUUAAUUAGGUUGAAAAUAUUGAAUAACUUCUGCAUUCAAUGUUUGUAAUGAGCGGUAGUAAACGAGUAGGUAUAAUAUUUUUAAAGCAUUUUUAACUUUUUAUUGUAUCACGUGCUUUGCAGAUAUUAAAGAAUACCCCAAAAUAUAUAAGGACUUAUUAAAUUAAAGUGACAUUUAUACGGAUAUAAAUAAAGGUGAAAUGACUUUUACCGCCUUAUGUAUAUUGAUAAUAAAUAUAUCAAUGAGAUUUUGUAAUUGAAUUCAAUAUCUGUAAGUCGAACCAAAUAUUUGUACCUUUAGUUAGAUCAUAUUAUGGCUGUCAUAACAUAUUAAAGCUGACUGUAGAUAAAUACCUACCAAGGUACAUACAUAAAUUGGGUGUAAGCCAUCAUACAAUAAUAAUAAAAUAAAAUAUUUUACUUAUGGAUGGGUAGGUAUUUUAUCGUAUUGGUCUUUUUUUUUAGCUGUAUCAUAACGUUAGAUUAUAAUGUAUAUUAUUAUUUAUUUCAUAAUGAAUAAAAUAUUUUGAAAAAACAGCAAUGUGUAAUAUGUAAUAAAAUUCUAUAAUUACAUUCA